Molecule: messenger RNA, 1341 nt
Organism: Penicillium samsonianum
Lineage: Eukaryota; Fungi; Ascomycota; Eurotiomycetes; Eurotiales; Aspergillaceae
Exons: 3
Coding region: 1-1341 (446 amino acids)
Biological process (GO): long-chain fatty-acyl-CoA metabolic process
Cellular component (GO): peroxisome
Molecular function (GO): alcohol-forming very long-chain fatty acyl-CoA reductase (NADP+) activity
Source: RefSeq, a predicted model, not a curated record
AUGUGGGACUACUACACAGGAAAGGUGGUGUUCAUUACCGGAGGUUCGGGUUUUCUGGGAACGGCCCUUGUCUACCGUCUUGUCACUCAAGCCCCUGUAUCUCAUCUCUACAUCCUUUGUCGAGGAGGUCUUCCGAGACUCAUCCAGAGAUGGAGUGAAUAUCUUCCACCCGAUAUCGUGAAGCAGAUGACCGAUCCUCGACUGGUUUCAGUCAUGGACGGCGAUAUGUUGCGCCCAGACGUGGGCUUAGGACCGGAUGAUCUGGAUCUGCUUCAUCGUCGGGCUAAUAUAAUUAUACAUACGGCAUCUUCAAUUGCACUCCUAAGCCGACUAGAGAAACUUGUUGGUCCUAUCAUCAAUGCCACGGAACGCUUAGCCCACAUUGCGCUGAAAUGCGAUCAGCUUGAAUGCUUUGCAUAUGUUUCUUCAGCUUAUGCCAAUGGUCAUCUCUUUUCUCAAACUGAUGGAACCUCGGGCGUUGAAAUCCAGGAAUCCUUGUACCCGCUAUAUGGUUCCGCAAACGGCAACGACAUAGAUGAAUCUCUGCAACAAGAAUUGAGCAAUGUACGAAAGACAGGAUCUUCAUCUGCCUUCCAGUCCCACGACUUUCCUUGGGCCUAUGCAUACGCAAAGCACCUUACAGAGCGUCUGCUGACACGUACAUUUGCUUCAUCCAACAAGAACCUGCUCAUCAUACGGCCAUCAAUCAUUGAACCAGCCCAAUACUUUCCAUACCGACAGUUCUGUCACCCUAUGUCAGCCCCCCAUGUUAUUGUUGCAGCUGCGGUUGCCCUAGUCCCAUCGCGGACGAUACGUCUCUCAUCUCGGUUUAGUAACCCCGAGAAAGACUCAAGCGUGGAUUGUGUCCCAGUAGAUGUGGUAGUCGAUCGACUAUUAAUUCACGUGGCACAUGGAACUAAUGGUGCCGUUCAUGCCGUGGCCGGACCCGCUCGAAUGUCACUAGAAGUCUCUUGGAGCCGGUCCUUCAAGCAUCGCAGGAUACCUUGGCCCCUUCGACUAAGUUGGACUCUCGAGUCCUGGCACUCGAUGGCUGUGCAUCCGAUUGGCCGGGUAUACCGCAUUUUUGGUACCAGUUUUGAGUUCGGAGAAGAGAAGACUGUAGCUCUCUGGCGGCAGCUGCCUGAUUCAGAGCGCUCGGCAUUGCAUCUAUUCGUUGAUAAGGAUAUACUAUAUCAUGAUCAUGAACAUAUACGGGAAGAUCACGUCUGGGUUUGCAUGGCGUAUUUGACCAGGCAACGCACUCUGACUAGAUGGCUGGCUAGGCUACUCUAUCCUCCUUUAGCGGCAACCGUCUCGCAUGAGACAGACAGAAAGAUGUAA